Molecule: messenger RNA, 1281 nt
Organism: Nyctereutes procyonoides (raccoon dog)
Lineage: Eukaryota; Metazoa; Chordata; Mammalia; Carnivora; Canidae
Gene: GP6
Product: glycoprotein VI platelet
Exons: 10
Coding region: 1-1281 (426 amino acids)
Source: RefSeq, a predicted model, not a curated record
AUGACUCUUGCCCAUGGGGGUACCUAUAAAUGCUGUGGUUCUUCUAAAAUCUCCUCCUACAGAUGGUCCCUACCUAGCAACCCUGUUAAGCUUUUGGUCACAAGAAACAUUGACAAUGAGACCAAGAACCAGGUGAAGUGUGAUGUCUUGGAGGACAUCCAACUUGAGGACAGACAGAUGGACAUACAUCAAAUGAGGACAGAAGAAAGUGACUGCCUGAAGAUGUGGCAUUACCUGCUCUGCGUGCAGAAGUGUGGCCUCCAGGAGAUGCUAGCAGGUGGUGCUUUUCUUCUCUGCUCAGGGCUGUGUCUGGGGCAGGUGGUGCAAGCACAGCUUGGUACCCUGCCCAAGCCCUCCCUCCAGGCUCUGCCUAGCUCCCUAGCACCCCUGAAGACGCAGGUGACCAUCCACUGCCAGGGGCCUCCAGACGUGGACUUGUACCGCCUGGAGAAGCUGAGGUCCCGGAAGUACCAGGAUCGGCCUGUCCUUUUCAUCAAGACCAUGGAGGAAAGUUUCGCUGGGUGUUACCGCUGCUCCUAUCAGAACGGGACCCUCUGGUCUCCCCCCAGCAACCGGCUGGAGCUGGUGGCCACUGGAGUUUAUGCUAAGCCCUCACUCUCAGCCCAGCCCAGCCUGGCUGUGUCCCAAGGAGGGGAUGUCACUCUACGAUGUCAGAGUCAAUACAGUUUUGACCAAUUCGCUCUGUACAAGGAGGGGGACACUGAGCCCCACAAGCGAUCUGCAGAACAGUACUGGGCCAAUUUCCCCAUCACCGCAGUGACUGUUGCCCACAGUGGGAUCUACCGAUGCUAUAGCUUUUCCAGCAAGUUCCCGUACCUGUGGUCAGCCCCCAGCGACCCCCUGGAGCUUGUGGUAACAGGGACUUCUGUGACCCCCGGUUUGUUAUCCAGAGAACCACCUUCCUCUGUGACAGAAUUCCCAGAAGCCUCCAGAAAACGGAGCAACUUGCACCUCAACAAGAGCUCCACAAUUGUGCCUUCUAGGACUAUCACUGUCUCUCCAAAGGGGUCAGACUCUCCAACUGGUCUUGCUCACCAACACUACACCAAGGGCAAUCUGGUCCGGAUAUGCCUUGGAGCUGUGAUUCUAAUACUCCUGGUGGGAAUUCUGGCAGAAGAUUGGCACAGCAGAAAGAAACCCCUGUUGCUCCGGGUCAGAGCUGUCCACAGGCCACUUCCACCCCUCCCACAGACCCAGAAACCACACAGUCAUCAGGAUGGGGGUCGACCAGAUGGUCAUAACCAUGGGUCCCACCAUUAG